Messenger RNA from Serpula lacrymans var. lacrymans S7.9, 165 nucleotides. RefSeq lists its product as uncharacterized. The transcript is spliced from 2 exons. The coding region runs from base 1 to 165 and encodes 54 amino acids. NCBI's taxonomy places the organism in Eukaryota, Fungi, Basidiomycota, Agaricomycetes, Boletales, Serpulaceae. The record is from RefSeq and is a predicted model, not a curated record.
AUGCCUCAUCAUCAACCCACUGCUCGCCAGCAGCGUCUCGACAACCUCGACGACUCGCUCAUCUACCUCCUUCAACGCCUCAUCCGCCACAAUUCUCCGGUGGCGCAGAUCGAAAGCCAAAAUUCAGAGGGCGACGCAUCACGUAAAUCCCUAUGGAUUAAUUGA